Molecule: messenger RNA, 441 nt
Organism: Striga asiatica
Lineage: Eukaryota; Viridiplantae; Streptophyta; Magnoliopsida; Lamiales; Orobanchaceae
Source: the annotation of a GenBank genome assembly
AUGGCGAUCUUCGAGAAAGGAGCAAGUUGUGGUAAACACAUGACAUCACCAUGGGAUGAGAAGCCUGAAAAAAACCAUCAGGCCUUAAUGGACGAAAAUCGAUCACCGCCUUUCAAAUUAUCCUCAGAAACAUCCAUGGGCAAUCGAGACCACCCAAUCACACCAUUAUUCCUUCUCCUCUGUAUAACCACAGAUGCACAUAGCAACAAGACUAUAGCCGCAAACAUAGGCAGCAAAAUUGGCGUUUGCCCCUUCUUCCAACUCCUCCACACAGAUUCCGAACAAACCAUGCCAUCAAAACUACCCAUGGAAUUAUUCAGCUUCCAUAUCUCAAUCCCAUUGAGAAUACCAUCAACUGCUCGUGGCAAACUCAUGUUCGAAGGGCCCACGCUCACGACCAGAUCCCCAGAAUUUUCAGCACCGACCACAAAAUCAGCAUAA